Physella acuta is the source of this 2606-nucleotide messenger RNA. RefSeq names its product pyruvate kinase PKM. The record is from RefSeq and is a predicted model, not a curated record. Gene Ontology annotation, biological process: glycolytic process. Gene Ontology annotation, molecular function: magnesium ion binding; pyruvate kinase activity; potassium ion binding. NCBI's taxonomy places the organism in Eukaryota, Metazoa, Mollusca, Gastropoda, Physidae.
GUAGGGUCAAAGUGUACGUAAGAUUUUUAUAGGAACCAAAUCUAGAAGGAAACUGCUACGUUUCGCCGAAUAUGAGCUAGACUAACUGUUCACAUUUAUCCUUUUGCAAUUAAUUAAUACUAUUGUGGUGAUCACUGUUUGGAGUUGAACCAGCGCCACAUCAAUAUUCCAUCAACAUGACUUAUGUGGCAGAGAGACCAGGGCUAAGCCUGAAACAGACGCCCCUCCAGCAGAUUUGUUCUCUGAGUGUUGAUACUGAGGAUAGGGCUUAUCGCAUGACCAAUAUUGUCUGUACUAUAGGUCCAUCAUGUGACACUGUAGAUACCUUAAAACAACUUAUAGAGAAUGGGAUGAACAUUUGUAGAUUUAACAUGGCACAUGGGGACCAUGAUUACCAUUUAAAAGUACUCCACAACUUGAGAGAAGCCGUCACAGCGACCAAACACCAGGCCCACGCUAUUGUCGCCUCGGCCAUCGACAUAUCUGGACCAUGCAUUAGGAUUGGUAGCUUUAAAAAGGAUAUCAAACAGCCCAUCAAGCUGAAUGUAGGUCAGACCUUGACCUUCACCAGUGAUGAAGCCUACAAGGACUUGUCUGACCUUGACACUGUCUAUGUUCCCAAGAGCUUCAUAGAACUGGCCCAGCUCAAAGACAACAUUUACAUUGAAGAUGGACCACUGUGUUUUGAGGUGCAGGAAAAGGAUGGUGUAGCUGUGAAGUGUACAGUAGUGCAUGCUGGUGAGGUAGGAGACCUCAACCAAUGCCACAUCCCCAUGAAACUCCCAGUAGAGAACCCCCAGUUGACAGAGAAGGACAAGAGUGAUAUCCAGUUUGGUAUGCAGCAUAAUGUAGACAUAGUCCUGGUAUCUUGGGUAUGGUGCCCAGAGAUCAUCACAGCAGUUAGGGAACAACUAGGCGAGGCCAACACUAGGAUGAAAGUCAUCGCCAAGAUUGAAAACUACGAAGGUGUCAAAAGAAUUGAUGACAUUUUGGAAGUGGCAGAUGGCAUAUUAGUCGGCAGAGGAGAUCUAGGGAUUGAUAUUCCUCCAGAAAAGGUGUUCCUGGCCCAGAAAAUGAUCAUAUCUAGAGCAAAUAUUGCUGGCAAGCCAGUCAUCAUUGCCGCACAGAUGCUGGACAGUAUGGUGAGCAACGCACGUCCCACGAGGGCCGAGGCAAGUGACGUUGCUAACGCUAUCCUUGACGGCUGCGACUGCGUCAUGCUGUCUAAAGAGACAGCCGUGGGGAAGAACCCAGUAGCUGCCUGCAGGAUGUUGGAGCAGAUCUGCAUCCAGGUAGAAAAUGCUAUAUUUCACGCUAGAAUGUUCCGAGAGUUGCGCCAGGCCACGCCCAUACCAACUGACCGGGUCCACGCUACCUCUAUAGCGGCUGUUGAGGCGGCUCUUAGGUGCUCAGCAUCUGCCAUCAUUGUAGUCACCAACUCUGGAAGGUCAGCCACCAUAAUUGCUCGUUACCGUCCCCAUUGUAUAAUUAUAGCCAUCACUAAAUCCAACCACACGGCCAGGUGCCUCAAUCUACAUAGGGGAAUUUUUUCUGUUCUUCACACUGGUGCUAGCUGUGAUGAGUGGUAUAUGGACAUUGAUAUGAGGAUACAUUACGCCCUGUCUUUUGCCAGAGAGAGAAACUAUGUCAAGGCACACGAUAGAGCUAUACUAGUGACAGGCCAGCAGUCAGGUCCAGGGUCCACCAACACGGUCCGCAGCAUCACCAUCCCCCGGGAGAGCGACAAACCACACUACCUGAACACCCCCCACACCAGUAAACACCUCGGCCUCUCCGACGAGGAGGAGGGGAGCUGCAGCGAUGAGGAGGAAAACUCCGGCGGCGUCACAGUUACCUUUAAUUAAGACAAAUAUUUCCCAGUGUUUAAUACUCCGAUAUAAAUAGUGAAACUAGGCCACGUGUAUACAUACUUUGAUGUAAAGUUUCUGAGAUAUUUAUUGUUAAGUUAAUCGCCGCUUGUGUCCUAUCUGGAGUAUGCUUUACCUUAUACAGUUGUUGAAAUAAUUUUUUUUUAUACAUUUUCUUAUUGUACAUCUCAGUAAAAUCAAACUUGAUCUGAGUAUACUUUUUAUAAUAACAAAAUAUAAUUGUGAAUUAAUACUUUUGAUUGUAGAUACUGGAUCAGUAGAAUAUACAUUAAGUUAAAAUAAUUUAGAUUAUGAUUGUAAACACUGUUAAUUGAACAAACAUAAAAUCUCAUUUUUUUAAUGUGUAUUUGUAGUCAUUAUUAUUUAAAUGUAAAUUGGUAAUUCAAUUAUUUAAAUGUCAUUAAAAGUUGUAGUACUUAAAUUCGACUAAGUACUAAUAAUGAUCUUUCAAAAUUUAACUACAAAUUUUUAAUAAGUAAUAGUUUUUGCUAGUUAAGUAGAACCCUUUUGAAAUAGACAUCGUUUUGGCACAAAUUUUGCUCACACAUUCCGUUUUAUUUUUAGCUUGAUAGACUCAUGGAGUUAUCUGUAGAAGAUAAAUGGCCAGUUACAUUCUUGAUUAACAGCUGAGUCUGAUGUUGCUGUAGUUGUUCUUAACAAAUUUGUUUGAUGGUGUGACAGGCGUAACAAGGCUAGACAGACACACUUGUGUAUGUG